AUGGAGUUGAUGGAUAAGGCUUCUGAAACUAAAAAGGGAAAGAUGAGAAAUGUUCUGCAGAAACUGACCACAAAGAGAGCGGAGACUGAGAAGAGAGUGCAGAGUCUGCAGGAGCGCAGGAGAGAAGAUCAGGGGAAAGCAGCUGGUAUAACAGAGAGAGUCACUGCCCUGUUUAGAUACAUCAGGAGACAGCUGGAAGACCAGGAGAAGAGAGUCCUGAGUGAGAUCUCCAGGCAGGAACAGCGCGUUUCACUCUCAGUCUCUGAUCUGAUCCAGCAGCUGGAAAUAAAGAAGGAGGAGCUGUCCGGGAAGAUGUGUCACAUUGAGGAGCUGUGUAACAUGUCUGAUCCAGUGACUGUCUUACAGGAACCAGACACCGGUGACAUGUGUGAUACUGAGGACACAGAGAGACAUGAUACCCAGGUCCAUGGUGCAGGAGAUCUGGAUGUGGGUCUCAUCUCAGGGACAUUACACACAUUAUCUGAUAUAAUAACAGGGAUAAAUACAGGGAUCUAUGUGGAGGAAGCUACAGACAUAUCACUGGAUGUAACCACAGCUGGUGAUAAUAUACAGAUAUCAGGUGACAGGAAAACUGCAUCCAGGUCAGAAAUAAACCAGAAUCGCCCAGUAACACCACAGAGAUUUCAGUGUAAUCAGGUAAUAAGCACCAGGGGAUUCUCCUCUGGGCGACAUUACUGGGAGGUGGAUGUCAGUAAAUCAGUGAGGUGGAGGCUGGGGAUGUGUUACCCCAGUAUAGACAGGAGAGGAUAUCAGUCAGUCAUUGGAAGUAAUAACAAGUCCUGGUGUCUGUGCAGGUAUAAUAAUCAGUACUUAGUGAUACAUGACAGUACAGGGAACUGGGUAGGUGGCAAUAUUCGCUGUGACAGAGUGAGGGUAUAUCUGGAUUAUGAGGCAGGACAGCUGUCCUUUUAUUCUCUGAGUGACCGGAUCAGACACUUACAUACAGUCACCGCCGCCCUCACUGAACCCCUUCAUGCUGUAUUAAAUGUAGAAGAUGGUCGUAUAACUAUAUCUGGGGGAGUCAGGAGCUGGGAGAAAUUACCAUAA
Molecule: messenger RNA, 1068 nt
Organism: Pseudophryne corroboree (corroboree frog)
Lineage: Eukaryota; Metazoa; Chordata; Amphibia; Anura; Myobatrachidae
Product: E3 ubiquitin-protein ligase TRIM39-like
Exons: 1
Coding region: 1-1068 (355 amino acids)
Molecular function (GO): protein binding
Source: RefSeq, a predicted model, not a curated record